GUACAAUGUAAAUGAACAUUUUCAAGCCACUUUGUCUGGACCACAUAAGCUAGCUUAUCAAAAGUGUUCUCCAGAAAAGCCUGUAGAAAAGAAUGCUAUUGAAAUCAAUGAUCCAGAGUCAAUACGUAUGAUUGAAAAUGAGAAAGAAUGCUUAUCUAAGACUUACAGUGUAAAUGAAAAUUUUCAAGCCACUUUGUCUGGACCACAUGAGCUAGCCUAUCAAAACUGUUCUCCAGAAAAACCUGUAAAAAAGAAUGCUAUUGCCCUAGAACUUAAUGGUCAACAGAAUGCAAGUUCUUCCAAAGAAGGAUAUGACGAAUAUUUGAAACUCGAAUACAGCACCAGUAUUGAGGAACUAAACAAACAGACUACUGUUUCUAAGUUAUGCCAGCCUCUAGAGAGGUACUGUACUCCAGAGCUACAGAGGGACAACCAAGCUCACAUCAGCCAAAGAGUUGUGAGCAGAAAAGUGUAUACUUGUUCCCAAACAGAGCUCACAUCAGUCACUAAUGAACAGCCUAAUCAUUAUACAACCAAGAAUCAGGCAUCAUCAAUGAUUGUUCAAGAAGAAAAGAAGCAUGACAAUCAGCUACAGUCUCAACAAUCAUCCAUCCUCACUGAGCCUGUAAAAAUACCAGACCAUGAUAUGAGAGAGGUCUUGAAACCGGAUCCUGAUUCUUUAGCCAUUUGUGAGAAAACUAAUAUGAACCCAAAUAACCAGGUUAGAACUGAAUCAACAGAAGAAACAGAGCCUAAUGGAAUGGAAUAUGCAAAACACUCUUAUAGGAUUAAUGAUGACAGACACAGAGUAAAACUGAAAAAAUACAGAAAAGCCCAUUUUACAGCUCCUCCAAGUUCAUCCACAGACUCAACACCUGAUUCGUCCAUGGAUGAAAUUGCUAAAAUUAGAGUCCAUAAAAGUACUUUAGUCAAAAAUUGCAAGCCUGCUAUUGGAACACCAAAUUUAGUCAUUGGAAAGAAACAUACAUUAACCAGUGAACAAAGUGCACCUCAGUCUUCUGUAGAUAGUCCAGGACCAAAAGAUUUAAAAUCAAUACAUUUUCAGUCUCUUGGAUCUGACACUGAUAGUCCACACUCUUUUGCAGAGUUCACAAAUGAUGUCAUGCUUGAUGUAGCAAAGGAAGCGGAUAGCAUCAUAAAGAGACAUCAUCAUGUUACUUCAAAACUACUACAAAAUCCAAGUGUUUUGUCAGAGGCUGAUAAAGCAGUAAAUUCAGCCAAAAUCAGUUCAUCCAAACAUCUUUCCCCUGACAGUAAACUGAUAGGAGCAAAAUUAUCUGAUAAGACAUCCAUACAAAAUAGAGAACCUGUGAUACAUUUUGCUUCAAGUGACAUCAACCCAUUCACCCAUACUGGAAAAGGUGAUCACUUACCUAAGGCUAAUCACAAAAAUCAGGCAUUCGGAAGUGAUGUUAACAUACCCAGCCAACUAUGUUCUGACAAAAGUAUAGCAAGAAGUUACAGUGUUGAUAAUGGCUUGAAUUGUCAGAAUUCCCCCUUUAAUUCACAUCUGAGCACUUACGCAAUGCAGAAACAGCUUUCCAGCACUUUAAGUACUUCUGAUUCCAAAGAACACAUUUCCAUUAAAUCCCAGAUAAAGGGACUCACUAAUACUUCAUUUGUUUGUCAACGGAAGACCUUAUCAACUUCGAACAUUGACAAAUUUGAAUUAGGCCGUGACUCCGGUCAGGUUGAUAAAACAGUACCAGUCUACUCCCCUGAUCAUGAGGUUCAACAGAGUACACAGGGCUACUUAAGCAAAUGUGACCACGGAACACAGACAGUCAAGUUUGAGGACCUAAAGAAAAACAAUAGACACCAGAGAAGCAGCACACAGGUUCCUGUGUCUAGACCAUCACAUGGAACAUCAAACACUUGGGCAAGCCUGCAGAAUAUGUCUGAACAUCUUUCUGAGUUGAUUCACAGUACCUCUGACCUUUUGGGGAACAUUCAGUCCAUGAGGACAGAGGAAAAAUGUUUCAAAUAUGUGCAUCCAAUAAAGAGGUGCAGUAAAGGUUUAAAUGUAUACCCUGGAAUGUAUGGCAAGAGUAAUGGCUCCACUCAAUCUGCUAUAGAUAUUGGUAUCCAGACAGAAGACACUCCACUGAUUCUUGACAACUGCCCAUCUGUAGGAAGAAACAAGCCUCAAGAAGUCAAUCUGAUUGUUAAGGUUAUUGGCUCAGAGGUUUGCAGUUUACCAAAGCAAGAUGGUGGUGUCAGUAACUUCAGUAAUCUAUGUGACCAAAGACAACCAUUUGUAGCUGUUGAAAGUAUACCUGACUUGCGCCCUGAAAGGUCACUUCUAUCUAAAGACUUUGCAGAGAAAUUAGAUGCUUUGAAGGUUCUCUCUCUAGAGACUGUUGGACCCAAUCAAAACAGUCCCAACCCCAAGGUCUUAUCUUCUGAUAAAGUGGACCAUAUACAUAAUAAUUCAUUAUUCAACUCUGUUGGAGUUUGUGCCCAAAGCAAAUACACCACUGACAUGUUGGCAAGAGAGAAUCAACUUCAGAAAAAGCCAAAGAGUAAACUGGAUAAACAAGCACUGUUUAUAGACCGUGCUUCCUCACCUAUUCUCACAGUGGACAUUCCAAGAUGUUUGCAAAAAGGAAAAUCCGCUCAGUAUUUAUCCAACCAGAACAUAUCUACAAUGCACAACCCCACUGAGACACAGUUCUCCAGAACUGUCAGGAAUCCACCGGAAAACAAGCACAUGUUAACGUCAUCUAAAUCAAUAUCUCAACCAUGUCAUUUGUACACACAUCGAAUUAAAAAGGUUUGUAAAAACAAACCGGCAUCUUCUGUGUCUUUGGAAAAUGUGAGUCAGAUACACUGCACAGAUGCAGAUGAAUCUUAUCCAUACCCCACAGAAAUUUCUACAACCAGCAAAUGCUCUUCCUCUGUCAGACAUAAGAAACCUGAUGAUUGUAACCAAAAUGCAUUACUAUGCUCAACACCAAUCAAUCAAAGGAACAGAACCACCAUGCAGGAAUAUAAACACAGGCCCCCAGAGGGUAAUUUUAAGUCCUGGAGUGAUCUAAGCAAAGACACUCUUCAGUACCAAGAGGAAGACAUCAUGUCAGUAGCUCCAAGUGAAUGCAAUACAGACAUCUUGGUCAGCAUCAACCCAUUUUCUGAAACCAGUCCACUCCAAGACGAACAUAGGAUUCCUGAAAACCUGCCCAUGCACAAUAAGUUUACCCACUGGUCAGGUAUUAGCCAACAUGGAUCAGCAAGACUCAUCAAUGAAAAAGCUGUGGACAAGUUGGGCAUUAACCCAAAUAGUUUUCAACUACAUUCAGCAGAGUCAGAGAGUCUUGGUUAUAGACACAAACCAGAGUUCUUGGAAGGGGAGGAUAGAUGCACCAGAGAAAUUGAGAAACUGCGAAAGGAGCGACAGCAGGUACUGUCCUCAAUGCAUCUAGACACGCACUAUGGUCUUGGAAGGAGAGACACACUACUCAAGAUGCUCAAGUCCAGCUCCAGGGUUGAGUCCACCCACUCCACCAAACAGCAGCUAUACGAGAGACACAGAAGGAGUAUUGAUGGUUUGACCAAAGAGAGAGAAGCACAUCUUCAAACAUCCCGUCGGGCUCGAAGUCUUAGCCCCGGCGAGCAUGCAAACUCAUCAAAUCACAAAACAGAACAGCUUCAAAGAACUUUGAAUCUACCAAGUCAGCAAAGGGAAUAUCUACAGCAGCUACGCAGAGAAGUAGUGGAGAUGAGCAGAGUUCCUGAUCCACCAAAAAGAGAGUGUCCAACUGAUAUUGAACUUCUGCUGCGUGACUACAGUAGAGCUCGUGAGGAAGCGAAAACAGAGAUUGCCAUGGCACGACUGCGGCUUCGUGAAAGGACAGAGCAGGAGAAACGAAGAUUAGAGCAACAGGCUUUCACACAGGCUGUGAAGGAUGACAUGAGGCUUCGAAUGCGUGUCAGCAACAGCACUUUGUGCACUGGUUCAAAUCUAAGUCUCUCUUCUGGACCUACAUCUGGCUACAAUAGCAGCAAUGCAGCUUUACUUAAAGAUGGCACUUCACCUUCUAUUCAGAUCACAGAAUUCUUAGAUAAAGGACUAAAAGUCAGGACUCAGCCUCCCAUGAUUCAUCAGAGUUUGAAGUCCUCACAAACAUGGCUUUCAGCCCAGGAUAUUCGUUUGGAGAGCUCCUCCUCUGGAUCUGAGCUUCAGUCCUCUCCAUCAGCUUCCCCUGCACGGCAGCACACCUGUUCUUUUGGCUUUCCAUCAUCUUUUAUGACAUCCUACAAGAACAUUUCAGAUGGCACUCUUACAAGUGCAAUUUCAGAGGUUCAUUUUGCUUCUGGAGGAGACAUAAGCAAUCUACUGGCAGGGAAGGCUACAGCUGGAUGGAGGCAUCAGGGCUUGGUAAAAGGAGUUCAUACCUUUCACAAACCUUCCUCCAGACCCUCUGCUCAUGGGUUUCUGGGUGCUAUGGAGCUUGAGAGAUCCUUAACUAGUAUGUGGAAUUUAAUCCGAGACCACUCCAAGAUUCAUCUAUAUCACAGGUCUCUCAAAUCUGCCUGGACCCGAUCGCUAGAUAACAGCACAAGACUAAUCUACUUGUUGACAGAUCCAUCCAGCUGUCAUCUGAAACAGCCACGGGAUUUUUGUUGCCUCAGCACAGAGUCCAAACAGGGUGAUAUGUGGGUGUUAGCUAUGCAGUCUGUAUUUGAGGAAUCUCUUCCUCGCCCAAGUGUGGACACUGUACGUGGGGAGAUGUUUCCCAGCGCAUGGAUUCUCCAGCCCAGUCAAAAACAGGGUCGAGAUGUGGUAGUAGUUAUUUAUCUACUACAGGUUGAUUUAGGGACUCCAUCACUGCCACAGAGACUGGUAAAUGAAGUGGCUAGGAAGCAGGCAGCAGUAAUUGCAGACCUUGAUUCCUUUCUCUCCCUGUGAUAAACCAGGUUACACCUGAGGCCUUUAAUCACUUUUCAAAGAUUUGCACCAUUUUUUUCCUCUUUUCCAGCACUGAUUAUUUAUAUUAUUUUUAGAAACAAUGGAAAUUUAUUUUGGUAUCUUUUUUUAUAUUGUAAAUAUUUUUUAUGGUGCUGUUUAUGCCAAAGAGUCAACAGCUGCACUUGAAUUUUUUGUAUGUCUCAAAUACUCAAACUCUGUACAUAGCUUAACAUUAGCUAAAUUACAAUCACUGCCCAGUUCUCUUUAUUUAUAACUUAGUAUUUAAAAGAAUCAGCUGAAAUUUAAGCUAAGAUUUUAACACUUGAAUUUGGCAAAAAUUGCAAAGACAUCUUUUGAUGAAGUAUGUCAGAAUGUAUAAAAUGCAGUACAAUGCCUCAGCAUGACAUAAACCAUUUAAUUGUCAUUAGGUGAAGCACACAGCUAUAUUUCUGCACUAAAGCUACACUGAAGGUCAAAUGAUGCUGAGAGGGAAUAUUUUAUACUAUUUACUGACUGUCAUAUGUAGCCAUUGUCAGUAUUUCAUUAUUAUACACUGUGUAUUUUCAUAAAACACUGUUGUAGAAAAAAAUAUCAUUGCAGCAUUUAUAGCAAACACACUUGUUUUACACAUGCUGGAGGUUUUUUAGCAUUGCAAAAUCCCUUAAAAAACGUUUUUUUAUACCUUGCACCAAAAGGAUGGUUUAUGUGUAUAAAAUGCAAGCUGUUUUAAGCUAUUAUGUCAGCAAAAUAAUAGCCACAUUGCAAACAAAUAUGCAGCACCAGUGAAAAGUAAUGAACCCUUGGGGUUGGAGUAAGUGAUGUUAGUAUAUUUACUUAAUUUAUUAUUAUCAAAUCACAUUUUAGAGUAAAGCUAAAAAAAGGUUACAAAAUCAAUCACAGCAAACUAAGACAGAUCCAUAAUUUAGGACACUUUCUACACUUCCUAGGAGCGGGUAUCCUGCAAAUAUCCUCACACCAAGAGCACAAUAUGCAGUGCUGAAGCAGGUGAAAAAUUAUUUGCAUAAUCAAAGAAAAAAUACAAAACAAAAACAGGGUGAAAGACACCAUGAGGUGAAACACUGCUAUCUUAAAAAUAUUCCAACUGUAAAGGAAGGUGAAGAAAGCAUCAUAGUUUGGGCUGUUUAUCAGCAUCAUGGAUGAGGCAAAAAUGUUUUACAGUAGCUUAACAUAAAUGACCCAAAACUCUUUGAGAAAAAUACAAUUGUUACAAUUGUUUAUUGUUAUAUGUUAUAUUGUAUGCUGUUUCAUCCAUUUUGACCACCAUGGGGAUUUCCUUUACCUAGUGGCAAUUUACUCUAUCUAAUCUAAAUAAUAGCAUGAAUUACUACAAUACUGGUAAUAGUAAUGUACAAUAUUGUGUUCACAAAGUUAUUGUGAAAGUUAUAAACCACUGUCUAAUGUAUAUAGAUCAGGAUUUUCUUCAGCACUGUGCAAUGUGAUUAUGCAAAGGUUCAAGUUGGAGCCUGAUAAUGAAGGACAUAAUGGACUGUUUCCAUUACAAAAGAAAUGAAGCCAGUUUCUCUGUUUUGUAUAUGCAAUAUAUUUUACAUAAAGCUACCAUAUUUAAUCUAUAUUUAAAUGAUAAUAAUGUAUAGAUUUGUUUGUUUACUGUUAAUUGUUUUCUAUUUCUAUUUUUAUACCUUAAUUCAAAAUGUUUGACUGUUUAUUUAUAAUAAAUAUUUUCUUACAUAUAUAGACUUUUUUCAAACAGCUCGUCUAUUGUUUAUUCAACCAAGGUGAGUUCCAGAAUAGUUAACUGGGUUUAAGUAAAAGCAUUUUGGCAAGGGUGGUAACUCAAGUAAAAUAAGAUGAGAUAAGAUUUACGCAUAAUUCUACAUAUAAUUGUAAAAAGUGGCAAAUAAUUAUUAAGGGAAAAAAAAUCUAGAAACAUUUUUGACAUGUCCAAAGUUACAGUGUUGG
Molecule: messenger RNA, 6871 nt
Organism: Trichomycterus rosablanca
Lineage: Eukaryota; Metazoa; Chordata; Actinopteri; Siluriformes; Trichomycteridae
Gene: stard9
Product: StAR-related lipid transfer (START) domain containing 9
Exons: 11
Coding region: 128-4930 (1600 amino acids)
Molecular function (GO): lipid binding
Source: RefSeq, a predicted model, not a curated record